Molecule: messenger RNA, 2049 nt
Organism: Mugil cephalus (flathead mullet)
Lineage: Eukaryota; Metazoa; Chordata; Actinopteri; Mugiliformes; Mugilidae
Product: folylpolyglutamate synthase, mitochondrial-like
Exons: 15
Coding region: 184-1758 (524 amino acids)
Biological process (GO): tetrahydrofolylpolyglutamate biosynthetic process
Cellular component (GO): cytoplasm; mitochondrion; cytosol
Molecular function (GO): ATP binding; tetrahydrofolylpolyglutamate synthase activity
Source: RefSeq, a predicted model, not a curated record
AAAAGUGGGUGGUGACAAGAACCUGAUUGGACUAGUAUGCUAUCUCUCAUGUUCAGCCUGUCACAAUGCCAGUAUCUAUUGCUGGUUAAGUUAUUAGAGUCAUAAAGUUAUUUUUGCCAGCAUAUCAGUCUACAUCUGCUUUUCAUGGCGUGGUGACAGCCUUCAUUGGUCGGGAUUGCUGCCAUGGUACUGGGUCAAACUGCUGCCGUGAACCGGACCAAGACUUUUCAUGGAGCUUUGUGCAUCCUGAACAGCCUGCAGAAUCACACUGCAGUUUUGGAAAGGCUGCACGAACGUCAGAAGAAUCCAGGCCUGCAGCUCCAGGCCAUGAAGGGAUUCCUCCACCGCACCGGCUUGACUGUGUGUGAACUGGACAAACUCAACAUCAUUCACGUUAGCGGGACAAAAGGAAAGGGUUCAACAUGUGCUUUUACUGAAAGAGUGCUCAGGAGUCAUGGCUUUCGGACAGGAUUUUACAGCUCUCCACACUUGGUUCAUGUCAGAGAGAGAAUACGAAUUAACGGCUGGCCAAUCAGCACGGAGCUUUUCACAAAGUACUUCUGGGAGGCCUACGAGCAGCUAGUGGACACAAAGGAUGUGAACAGAGGCACCCUGCCCUCCUAUUUCCAGUUCCUGACUCUUCUGGCUUUCCAUGUGUUCCUGCAGGAGCGAGUGGAUUUAGCUGUGAUUGAAGUCGGGAUUGGAGGCCAGUACGACUGCACAAACAUAAUCAGGAAGCCGUGGGUGUGUGGGGUCACAUCUCUUGGUUUGGAUCACUGCAGUUUGCUGGGAGAUACGAUGGAGAAGAUUGCGUGGCAGAAGGCUGGGAUAUUCAAGCCAGGUGUCCUUGCUUUUACCGUCCAACAGACACCAAACUCUCUGAGAGUCCUGCAGAGCCGUGCUGAAGAGACGGGGUGCCCCUUGCAGGUCUGUCCUGAGUUGGAUCAGUACGAGGAUAUGGUCGGUCCUGUACGUCUGGGACUGGCAGGAAAACACCAGCGCUUAAAUGCAUCACUUGCCCUGCAGCUCAGUUUCAGCUGGCUGCAGCGCCACGAGACUGAGAAGAAAGGAGAUAUUCCCAGUUUGACUCAAACGGCCUGCACACUGAACUCCCAGGCGCCCACUUUCAAGCCCACUGCAGCCAUGCUGAAAGGUUUAUGGGAGACAGAGUGGUUAGGACGAAACCAGACGCUGAGGCAGGGCUCUGUCACAUAUUACCUGGAUGGAGCCCACACCACAGCCAGCGUGGAGGCCUGCAUCGACUGGUUCAGAGAGGAGACGCUUCAGAGAGACCACUCUCACCCUGGACUUAAAAUCCUGCUGUUUAACACAACAGGAGAGAGGGACUCUGCUGCUUUACUCCGACUGUUGGCUCUGUGCCGGUUUGACUACGCGCUCUUCUGCCCCAACAUUACUGAAGCCUCUGCAGCUCAGAACAGUAUCAGUGUGCACCAGAUUUUGGCCCGCUGCAGAGAAAAUCAAAUUAUCUGGCAGAGCUUGAGUGCAACAGAAGAAGUGCGUCAGCGCCACCUGGUGACCAGCUCUGGCAAUCACAGCCUGGUGUUCCCCUGCAUCCUGAGCGCCCUCCAGUGGAUCAACGGGAGAAAACAGCCAGCGUCGGCCCCUCCUCAGUGUAAUGGGCCUCCUGACAGGCUGAGAGCAGAGGCCGGGACCACCUCUGUGCUGGUGACUGGCAGCCUGUACCUGGUGGGGGGAGUGCUGAAGCAUCUGGAACCUUCCCUCAACACUGCAGAUUAAGAAAUGAUCCAAUGUGUCCCCGGUUCUGUUUACUUCUUGUUAGGACUUUUAAAUGUUGAUGCUGUCACUGCUCAGUUUACACUUUUUAUUUUAUGGUUAACAUUUCAUAUUUAUAUUUUGAGUGACUUGUGUUCUGCCUUUUCUGCUCAUUAGUUUUCUUAUCAAUGCCUUAACGUGUUUCUGCUGUUUUAUACGUUUGAUAAUUCCACUGUACGUUUGAUGAGUUUAGUUGAUCUGUUGCUGUUGGUGAUAUACCAAACAACAAUUAUAAUGUGAGCAAACUAUAGAACA